CUUCCUCGUUCUUCAUGGCCCAGCCUGUGCCUCCUCUUGCUGAAGCCUUCCCAGAUGACUCCAGUGCGUUCCUACUGCCGAGCAGAUGACACCUGGAGAACUAGCCCUUGCCAGUAGCAACCACACCCCAGUUACCCAGUUCAUCUUGUUGGGAUUCUCCAAUUAUGCAGACCUCCAGGAGCUUCUUUUUGGAGUCUUCCUGCUCAUCUAUACCGUGACAGUGGUGGGCAAUCUGGGAAUGAUGGUACUCAUCUUCACGGACUCCCGUCUCCAUAGCCCCAUGUAUUUCUUCCUCAGUGUCCUCUCUUUUCUUGAUAUCUGUUACUCUUCUGUGGUUACACCCAAGCUGUUAAUCAACUUUCUGGCAUCUGACAAGUCCAUCUCUUUUGAGGGCUGUGUGGUCCAGCUGACUUUCUUUGUGGUUCAUGUGACAGCUGAGAGCUUCCUGCUGGCCUCCAUGGCCUAUGAUCGCUUCAUGGCCAUCUGCCGAACCCUCCAUUACGGUUCUGUCAUGACCAAAGGGAUGUGUCUCCAGCUUGUGGCUGCUUCCUCUGCAUUUGGUGGCAUUAACUCCUCUAUCCAGACUGGGAAUGUCUUCGCCUUGCCUUUCUGUGGGCCCAACCAGGUAACACACUACUUCUGUGACAUCCCACCCCUUCUCCACCUGGUUUGUGGCAGCAAAGCCGCAGCAGGAGUGGUCCUCUAUCUCUUCUCUGCUCUGGUUACCCUUCUGCCUGCUGCAGUCAUCCUCACCUCCUACAGCUUGGUCUUGGUGGCCAUUGGGAGGAUGCGCUCAGCAGCUGGGAGGGAGAAGGCCCUCUCCACAUGUGCCUCCCACUUCCUGGCCAUUACCAUUUUCUAUGGUACCGUGGUUUUCACCUAUGUCCAGCCUCAUGGACCCACUGAUGAUACCAGUGGCCAAGUAGUGUCUGUCUUCUACACCGUCAUAAUUCCCAUGCUCAACCCCUUCAUCUAUAGCCUCCGCAACAAGGAGGUGAAGGGCGCCCUGCAGAGGAAGCUCCAGGUCAACAUCUUUCCCUGCUGAGCCCUGCAAGCUUGUUUGUUGGAAUGAGAAAGGCAUAGCAUCUUCCAAACCACAUUAUGAAUUGACCUGACUAAGAACAGCCCUGGUUUCAGAGGAAGUGGUAGAUAUAGGGAAUAAACAGCAAAUAUCAUCCUUUGUACAGAGCACUGCAGUUUUUAAAGCAUCUUCUUAUCCAUUAUCACAUUGAACUCUUGUCACUAUAUUCUAUCGCAGCCGUUCUUAUGAUGAUCUAAUUUUACAAAUGAAGGGUACCUGACUCAGCAAAAAUUAGUUAAUUAUCUAAAGUCAUACAGUUAGUGAGAGAGUGAGCAUUCAACAUCAGGACUUCCACACCAAACCCAGGGAUCUUUCAAUUACACCACAGCCACAAGUUAUUGGCAGCUCAUCAUAACUUCCAAAAAUAUCAGACCAGGGGCAGUACAAUCAUUCCUGUUUUGCCACUGAUUUAGUGAAGUGGGGGUGGGCUACAAGUGGCUCAGUUCUUUCUUCCCGUUCCAAAAAGAAAGAUGACCAGGUGAAAGUGUCUUUACUUUUUAUUGCUACUGCAUUUUGCUGAGCUGUCCCGUCAAAUAAAACCUCAGAUUCAAGAGAGACUUUUCCUCAUACAUCUGUUUUCUUCUAGCCAGAUGUUUGUACACGUCUCAUAAUUCUCAAGAGGGUGUGUGUGCGUGUGAUUUGGGCAGUUAUAGCACUAUAUAAGAUACUGUGCUUAAUGAGAUUGAUUCAAAAAGAAUUUAUAUUUGGCCUGAGCAUCUUUAAAAAUUCAUGUAAUACAGUGAGUAUAUGUGUUUUAGAGAAUCACACAAAUGAAGAAGCUGAACUUGACCUCAUUCAGGGUUGCACACUGGAGAGGAAGACAUGCUGUUAAACUAAUGCAAAGUCCUAACCUGGACUCAGUCAGUGUCACUCUGAGAUUUUUGAAUCACUAAAAAGGGUUUUUUCAGAUCUAUCUUAAGGAAACAAGUCUAAAUAUAGAAAACCUUACUAUACAAACAGGUUUAUCACAGCAUCAUUUUUGAAAACAAAAAAUUGGAAACAACCUAAAUGUUCAAAGGAGGAAUAGGAUUAAAUGGUUUAUUCCCUAGAAGGGUUAUGAUGUAACCAAUAAAACCUAUAUUUCUGUGAUUGCAACAAUGUAACAAAAAUGAUGGCAAAAAUACUGGGAAGAACAUAAAAAUGUGACCAUCGUAUUAGAGUGAUAGCACAAUGGGAAAAAUGUUUUUCUAUUUUUCUCAAAAGUUUUCCAAAACUUUUUUAAUGAUCAUGUUUAGUUUUGAUACUUUAUUCUAAAAAUCAGUAAUUGAAUGAGGUCCCCCAAGUGGCCAUGGGACUAGGUCUAGCCAAAGGAAGGUGAUCAGAGGAAGAUUUCAUGUCUUUUUUUUUUUUAAAGAUUUUAUUUUUCCUUUUUCUCCCAA
Messenger RNA from Equus caballus (horse), 2460 nucleotides. The record is from RefSeq and is a predicted model, not a curated record. Lineage: Eukaryota; Metazoa; Chordata; Mammalia; Perissodactyla; Equidae.